UUCAUAUAUUAUUUUCGGACCUAUUACAUAUCAUUAUAUAUGGUAUACUGUUAUUUUUUGCUCAGGAUAUAAACCCAAGAUAACUGUAUGACUAAUUCAGCUGGGUGCUUAUAAACAAUUAGAUAACAGCUAAUAGGCUCUUUAAUGUUCUUAAGUACACAUUUUAUUUAAAGCAACCACGUGUACAAGAGUAGGCGGAGAUUCGAUUGAAAACAUUGCAUUGCGAUUUGUUUGUAAAAAUAUUGAUUCAGUAUUUUGAAAGGCGUUACCGAGCACGCACACACAAAAUAUAGCGCUCUGCGAACUGUAAAAAAAAUCAUCAUAACUUUUAGAGUAUUGGAUUAUCGGAUAUCCCCGGAAUUUUAUACCAUCAGAGAGUAGUCUGUCUUUGUGAACAGACGGCUACAAUCCGUUAACGUGCCCCGGUAUUUAAAGUUACUUUAAAGUGUGUGUGCACUGUAAUAUCAUUGCUCUUUUGUGAAACACAGUGACGACAUCUACAUUUGGACUUUUUUAUGUUGCUUCACUGCCAGGACAUGAGAGUAUAAUAUGCCUGUUCCAAGCUGUCCUCGAGGUCCCUCUGGGAAAAACUUAACAUGUCCCCACCAACAAAGCAACAUAUACUGCAGCUCUAUACAUAAGGGUAUCGUGCAGGACUGCCAAAACGAUGACAUCGCGGGGGGAUGGGUGUCCUGUAUGGACAUUGAGGAGUCAUGCCCCAUCAAUGACUAUUGGGUCAAUAAGGAUACGGUUUAUGUCAAGGACGGAUGCGGCGGGCGGAUCCACGUGUGUUAUACCAGAGAUGCCCCAGCAACGGAAAUAAAGGAGAGAACAAUGGAGUGUCGACAUUGGAAUUCGUCUUACAAAGUUUGCAAGGUGAAGGACGCCCAAAAAGCCCAAAGCAUUGAGAAAAUUGCCCAAUUUCCCAUCACAUCGGGAUCGCAGUGUAAUAAAGGGAUCGACUACGGCAUUAUAGAGGAUUCUAUCUGGAUCAACAAUGGCUGCAACGGGAUUUACAAAGUUGAAUAUUAUACAGACAAGCCAACAGUUGUCACAUCAAAACCAAGCCCUCCAAGUUCGACAACUCCAGCCCCAGUGCCGACAAAAACCAUUCCCGGUGGAAAUAUUCAGAGAAAUACGACCACGACACCCAGGAGUAUUUGGGACAUGACCCCAUCUCGCGCAGCAACGACCACCCCCACCGACCCCGUGACGCGGACCCCCUCCGGAACCAUCUGGAGUGACGGUCUGAUGGGGAUCACGGUGGGGAUACUGUGUGGAGUCUUUCUGAUGUUUCUUCUGACGUGCCUAGCAAUCCUGUGGUUUGUUAGAAGGUACAGAGUAGAACGUAGAAUGAUGGACAAAGAAAAGAAAGCGAAGAACGCCCCAUAUCAAAGAGAUGAGGCAUUCGUUGAUGACGGUCGACAUUACGAAGAAAUUCAUCCACGAGAUACACCUUAUGAAGCACAGCCAUUCCUUUCAUCUCCGAACGGACUUCCGGGUCAAAAACAACCAAUGAAUGGGUCACUUUCCGAACCUAACAAUAACCCUUCCAAUAGCCGAUCUCCACUAGGCGAGAAUUAUUUCAUUCUUGAACCCUCCCAAGGAAGGCCAAAUACAUCUAAUCAGAAUAUGGUGGCCAUUCAUCCAAAUACUAUGGAAACUUUUCAUCCGGGUAUUCACGGAUUUAUUCCGUACAUGCCCGGUCAUCAUUAUGUAGUCCAGGGACCGAGUCCCCACCACCAGGCUGUGCAAUCACAGCAUCCAGCUAUUCCUCCUGCUCAUUUGAUUCCAUUAAGGGAGAAAUACAUUAUAUCCGACAGACCCAUGGAGUCUACCACGGGAAUUGUGAGAUAUCCAGACAGAAAUAAUACAAUUGGGUCAUGUCAAGUGACUGGAUUUCGUCACAGUCCAGUUAAUUUUACCCAGGAAACGCCUGGACAGUUUUCUCUUGAUCGCAGACAAAACAUGCAAUACAUUCAACGAUCAACUAGCGUUUGUAGCCAAACUGACGUUCCCGUUCCCGAAGUAGGGGAAGAGGAAGGAUACGAUAAAAUCGAGGAUUUCCGUCAGUCCAUUCGAGCACCCUCGGAGAAAAGUAGUAGUCAUCAUUAUGACCAAGUGCAAUUGACAGAAUCCCCAUCCCAUGGGACUGAUAGUAGAUCUCAAUCAACCAAAUCAACGCAAGACAGUUCUACUUCGUGUUAGCUUCACAUGAAAAAAAUAAAAACGUGCCGUAUAUUUAUAGACUGUGAAUAUUGCAUGGAUAUACGACAGAUACAAAACGUUCCAUUGUCGAGGGACCAACGUAACUAAUGGUGUGUUAUUUAACAGAGUGAGUCUUGCCUUUAUCAGAGGAUGAAAUUUAUUCACUAAUCCUUUUAUAUAAAAAUAUCAAUUGUUGUGAUUUUUACACGAAAUCCCGUUUCAAUGGUGCUUGCUGUGUCGUUUUAUUUUAAUCUUAUUUUCACGAUGUUUUAAUUCCUUUUUGUGAUGUAAGGUCUAAUGAUGGGGUUUAUGAUAAAUAUAUUUAAAUCUUAAAAGCAUUUUCUAACCCAUUAUGACUCCAGUUGCAUUUAUAUUUCUGUGUGCAUUUAUUAGACUCCUUCUCUGUAAUACCCCAAAACAGAAAAUCUAUUUCAUGAAGAAAAGUGUGGGUUCUAAUUUUACAAAGAACAGCACUGAACUUUCUACUAGUCUUUAGACAGCUGUGAGGAGCUGAAAAUUUCAUCCGACUAAAAAAGUUUAAAUGAAGUUUGUUUGCUUAUAUUUUUUGCGUAAAAAAUUAUAUUAUACAAUGAAAUUGCGUUUUUAUGUUCACAAUUUUGAAGUACAUGUAUUGAUUUUAUGCAGAUUAUUUGUAAAGCAUUUCAUUUGUUCGGCAUUUAUGUCGAUUCUAACAAAAUGUUGGAUGACAAGACUAGGCAUUUGUCAUUAUUUUGCAACUAGAUUUACUGUAGAAAUUACUCAAAGUAUACAUGUCAGCAUUUACUUAAUCAGCAGAAAUUCAUGCUAUUUGAAACAUGAUUGCUUUCUCAUUUUUAAUCCCAAAAAUGUCAAAAUAAUAAACGAGAAAAUUCCAUGUUCUUCAUGGAUUCUACAUUGCUUUAAUAUACUAGUAUAUGUGUGCUUGAAUGGAUGAAUGGAUAACUGUAAAUUCUGUAAGUAAGUGUGUAUUUGCCUAAUGCCUUAACUUAAUAUCAAGUGGGACUUUCCAAAGUUAUAAUUACUGUAUUUUUUUUUAAUUUCAAUUUGUUAAGGUAAUUUAAAAGGUAUGCUCGUAUCUGGAGUAUUUGAAAAAAAAACUUGCUUCCCGUUUACGUCAAAAUGAAAAGAAAAGAUUCCCAUACGAAUAUAUGGAAUGUCUCUUUUAAAAAUGCUCUUGAUUUAAUCUCUUUCAAAAUUUAUAUAUACAAACAAGAGGGCAUUGACUAAACUUUUUUUUGAUUUGAAAAAUGUGGCAUUUUUAGGUUUUUGUAUUCAGAAGUUUUCAUUUUAACUUAAAUCAUGGGUGCUUAUUCAUUAUUUAUUUGCUGUCAUACGGAAAAAUCCGUAAAGACAUAAGAGCUAUUUUCAAUACAGAUUUCACAAAUUCUUGUGGAAAUACAUAAAAUAGGAUUUUGUCUCGUUAAGGAGAAUAACAUUGUUUAUGCUUUAUUUUGUGUGAAAAUCUUCAUUUUCUAGAUUUAAUCGUGCGGACUAUCAGCUGGUCUAUCUUACUGAGAAACCAAGUGGGUUGUAUACAUUUCAUUUUGUGAUAAAUGCAUAAUAAAAUAAAAACCAUUUACAAACAA
Molecule: messenger RNA, 3794 nt
Organism: Saccostrea echinata
Lineage: Eukaryota; Metazoa; Mollusca; Bivalvia; Ostreida; Ostreidae
Exons: 6
Coding region: 550-2208 (552 amino acids)
Source: RefSeq, a predicted model, not a curated record